GGCGCGCGUGCGCGGCGAUGGGGGGCGGUUGCUUCUCCUCCUUUUCUCGUUCUCCGUUUCCUAUUACCCGCUCCCGGCUCUGCGGAAUUGACAAGGGAAAAGCUUGCUUUUAAUGAAAUAUUUAUCACUUGUUGAGAAACCAGUCAAUAAACCCAUCCAGAAGCUAAUGUCAUCAGAAACACCAAUAGAAAGUCCAGAGGAACCAAAGGAAAAUACCAUGUCCCCUGAAGUUCCUGAUGUGGAAGGAAAGGUGAAGUGCAGUGGCAGUCCAGUAGAGAGGCAGGAGGCAGGCUUGAACAUGGAAGAAUGCCUUGAGCUCAUGUCCAAGAGGCAAAGGAAGAAGCUGUUGAAGCAGAAACAGUGGGAAGAACAGAAAGAUCUACGGAGGCAGAAACGCAAAGAAAAACGCCAGAAGAGAAAACAAGAACGUCAGUCAAAAUUGGACUCCAAUAAUGAAGGGAAUGACAGAAAGCGCGUGCGAAGGGAAGUUGUUCCUAGUACACUUCGCCUCAUUGUGGACUGCAGCUUUGACGACCUGAUGGUGCUAAAGGAUGUUAAGAAGCUUCACAAGCAAAUUCAGAGAUGUUAUGCAGAAAACCGCAAAGCAUUUCAUCCUGUGCAGUUUUACUUGACCAGCCAUGGGGGACAGUUGAAGAGCAACAUGAAUGAAAAUGACAAAGGAUGGGUGAACUGGAAGGAUAUUCAAAUUAGAACAGAGCACUAUACUGAGCUAAUAAAGAAAGAAGACCUAGUAUAUCUUACCUCAGACUCCCCAGAUGUUCUCAGUGAGCUUGAUGAGAAGAAAGCCUAUGUGAUUGGAGGACUGGUGGAUCACAAUCACCACAAGGGAAUUACUUACCAAAAAGCUGUAGAGCAGGGAAUUGGUCAUGCACAGCUCCCACUUGGAAACUUUGUCAAGAUGAACAGUCGCAAAGUGUUAGCUGUCAAUCAUGUGUUUGAGAUCAUCCUUGCAUACCUGGAGAAGAGAGACUGGAAGGAGGCCUUUGUCAGUGUCUUGCCACAGCGGAAAGGGGCUGUUCCUUUGGGCGAAGCCAAUGAUUCAUCCAAACGUGCUCUGUCUGGAAAAGAAGAUGAAGACAAUGACUUGGAAAGCAACUAGGCUUCAGAAUGAGAUGGUGGGAAAGAUGAGACAUGCAGUUCAUGGCAUAGAACUGGGACGUGAAGUAGUUACGCUCUGAAGACUGUCUGCUGCCCUUGUGAAUUGUCUCAAUGCUCUGUAGUUCCACAGUUGACCCAGAGCUGUUUCAGGACAUGAAGGGUAAAGAUAAACUUCAGUAUGAAUAGCUUUAAAACAAAAAAAAAAAAAAAAGAAUUAAUGUCAAAUGCAGAAUUUAUUUUGUUUCCCAAGGAAGCUAUUUAAAUUCUUUUGGUUGGUUGGUUGGUUUUAUGCAUACCAAUGCGUGUACUACCCAAGAGCAUUAGUAGUUACUAUUUUAAUGUAUUCAUUCUUCCCCAUUUCUGCUCUAAGUUUUCUUCAAAACAGGGAAUGGCAAGCAUUCCUGUGAUCCCUAAACCUGCACCACUAGUGCCUGUGGCAAAGUGUGCAUGAGCACUCAAACAUUUCAAUUUUCCUGAGCAUCUCAACAGACAAGCAACUGAACUGCCUUUGUCAGCUGAGCCACACUCAUUCAUAUACCAGCUGUCAGUGGGGUGAGUGGGUGAAAUAUGAGCGUGGGGUUAAGUCAGUGCUUUAUACUUCGGCUUGAGUGGGAUGAAUGUCUGCAUAAGUGCAAAUCAUGCACCUUGGCUGGCACGUGGUGCACAUUGAGUUGAGGUGACACAAUCACUUUUGAUUACUUCUUGAUUUCUCUCAGCAAAAUUUAUCACACAGCCUCAGAACAGUACCAGGAGAUGUGAACUCUUUCUUACAAGUCACUGACUCAGUUUCAGUAUACCUGUUUUAUCAUGUCAUCCUGUAUGUAUUGUAUUGUCUGACAAUUAUUUUUCCUUUUAAAAAAAACAAAGGCAUAGUUUCACUCUUGGCUGGAUGUUCUAACUUAUUUGUAACUGAUUUAAGUGCUUUUGCAAAAUACUGAAAUGGACGUCUUGAAA
Strigops habroptila (Kakapo) is the source of this 2073-nucleotide messenger RNA. RefSeq names its product tRNA methyltransferase 10A (gene TRMT10A). Gene Ontology annotation, biological process: tRNA N1-guanine methylation. The record is from RefSeq and is a predicted model, not a curated record. Gene Ontology annotation, molecular function: tRNA binding. The transcript has 8 exons. Lineage: Eukaryota; Metazoa; Chordata; Aves; Psittaciformes; Psittacidae. Bases 113 to 1120 code for a protein of 335 amino acids. Gene Ontology annotation, cellular component: cytosol; nucleoplasm; nucleus.